Microcebus murinus (gray mouse lemur) is the source of this 7284-nucleotide messenger RNA. RefSeq names its product arrestin beta 1 (gene ARRB1). Gene Ontology annotation, cellular component: cytoplasm; cytoplasmic vesicle; plasma membrane. Gene Ontology annotation, biological process: signal transduction; negative regulation of Notch signaling pathway; G protein-coupled receptor internalization. Gene Ontology annotation, molecular function: G protein-coupled receptor binding. The record is from RefSeq and is a predicted model, not a curated record. Lineage: Eukaryota; Metazoa; Chordata; Mammalia; Primates; Cheirogaleidae.
UUCAUUAGAAACCAAAAAAUCCUUUUAUGUUGAUUUCAUUAUCAACCAGUGGGUUGUGACCCCUAGUUUGGAAAAAACUGCUAGACAGACCCUCUUUUGCCCAUGCCUCAUGGACCACAGGACACACCAGGUGUGUGACACACCUAGGCAUAGCUGAUUGGCGCAGGUGUGGGACACCUGACUGAAGCUGACCAAUCACAUUCCUCCCCUGGGAGUUUGGAAUUGGGCCACUCAGCCAGUUAGCAGUGGGAAGCUGAUGGAGAGGCAGCGUAGAAACAGGGUCGGAGUGAGAGUCACAUGCAAGCCAAAAGGAUGGAGGAGCGGCAAAGCCCUGAGUAAGCAGAGAGCUGGUCCGCAGAGACAAUGGAGCAGCCGCGCAGAGAGCAGCGCAGCCGGAAGGAUGUGCAGCCCCAGACGGAGAGGUGGAGAGAGAGCGUGACCGCCUGAGAAUCGGAUGGCGUCCCUGGUGCUGGCUCCAGCGCCCAGGCGUCCUGCCUGCUCAUCCUUCCCAGUGUUCAAGAAGGCCAGCCCGAAUGGAAAGCUCACUGUCUAUCUGGGAAAACGGGACUUUGUGGAUCACAUCGACCUGGUGGACCCUGUGGAUGGUGUGGUGCUGGUGGAUCCUGAGUAUCUCAAAGAGAGGAGAGUCUACGUGACACUGACCUGCGCCUUCCGCUAUGGCCGGGAGGACCUGGAUGUCCUGGGCCUGACCUUUCGCAAGGAUCUCUUCGUGGCCAACGUGCAGUCCUUCCCGCCGGCACCCCAGGACAAGAAGCCCCUGACGCGGCUCCAGGAGCGCCUCAUCAAGAAGCUGGGCGAGCACGCCUACCCCUUCACCUUUGAGAUCCCUCCAAACCUCCCAUGCUCUGUGACUUUGCAGCCAGGGCCCGAAGACACGGGGAAGGCCUGCGGUGUGGACUACGAGGUCAAAGCGUUCUGCGCAGAGAACCUGGAGGAGAAGAUCCACAAGCGGAAUUCUGUGCGUCUGGUCAUCCGGAAGGUGCAGUAUGCCCCAGAGAGGCCCGGCCCCCAGCCCACAGCUGAGACCACCAGGCAGUUCCUCAUGUCGGACAAGCCCUUGCACCUAGAGGCCUCCCUGGAUAAGGAGAUCUAUUACCACGGAGAACCCAUCAGCGUCAACGUCCAUGUCACCAACAACACCAACAAGACAGUGAAGAAGAUCAAGAUCUCAGUGCGCCAGCAUGCGGACAUCUGCCUUUUCAACACAGCUCAGUACAAGUGCCCUGUGGCCAUGGAAGAGGCUGACGACACGGUGGCACCCAGCUCCACGUUCUGCAAGGUCUACACGCUGACCCCCUUCCUGGCCAACAACCGGGAGAAGCGGGGCCUUGCCCUGGACGGGAAACUCAAGCACGAAGACACGAACCUGGCCUCCAGCACCCUGCUGAGGGAAGGAGCCAACCGCGAGAUCCUGGGCAUCAUCGUGUCCUACAAGGUGAAGGUGAAGCUGGUGGUGUCUCGGGGCGGCCUGCUGGGAGAUCUUGCAUCCAGCGACGUGGCUGUGGAACUGCCCUUCACCUUAAUGCACCCCAAGCCCAAAGAGGAGCCCCCACAUCGGGAAGUUCCAGAGAACGAGGCGCCAGUAGAUACCAAUCUCAUAGAACUUGACACAAAUGAUGACGACAUUGUAUUUGAGGACUUUGCCCGCCAGAGACUGAAAGGCAUGAAGGACGACAAGGAGGAAGAGGAGGACGGUACCGGCUCCCCACAGCUCAACGACAGAUAGACAGGGGCCAGCCCUCCCUCCGGGCAGCUCCGGGCCCCUCUCAUGCACUAGGAUGCUUAUUCGUCUUCUUCCCGCCUGGUUUCUCCUCCCUUUGUUCUUCCAGUUUCUACCAGGGGCCCCAGUGGUCUUCCAGGUCACGGUGAUGGACCUCUGGCCUCAUGGUUGGCCCCACAUCACCAUGCCAACAGGACCACAAAGUGCCACCUUCACCCCCAUCUCUGCAGUUACCUCUCCAUGCCCUUCCUUUUCAUACUGACUCCCAGAAAGGCCACAGGGCACUGGCCUUGGAAUUUGACCUGAGAUGGGGAGCAGGCAGGGAGGACAGGGCAUGGGGCUUGGAGGGUGGGGAUGAGGGCUCAAGAUACAUGAGAAGAUGUCCUAGUCCCACGUGGUUAACACAGUCUGGCAGCUAAAAGAUGACUGCAUUGAAGGCCACCUCCUUCUGGCUUGGAAGGGCAGACUCGUGGAUAGAUUCUCAAUGCCUUUUUGCAGUUCGGACCCACCAAAGACCUCUCUCCUUCCACCCUCAUUCCUGCCCCAUGUCCCUCUGUGUCUGAAAGUGACACUGCUGAAGGUUCCUAGACCCCAAGAAUAGAGAAAAGCAACUGGACUGACUUUCUUACCAGCAGUUACCUAGACUAAGACAAGCUGUGUGAACUAGCCCGAGUGUAUUUCAGUGUUGUCAGGAAGUGACACCUUAGCUCCCUUGUAUUUUAUGUGUGUGGACCUCGCUCUACAAGCACAGAGAAAGAAAGAGAGGGAGGGGUCUGCAGCAAGUACCAGCCCUGGGCAGAGUGAGCAGGGGGCUCUCAGAGGUGGGAGCAGGGAGCAGGAAGGGGAGAGUCUGCCCUACGUCCCUUCCUUUGUGGACUUAACAUGAUCCUGCAGGAAACAAGGCUGGAGGUCCAGAGGGGCCGGGUCUUGGUCAAGUUUCUUCCCCACUCUGGGCCUCAGGUCCUCACCUGGCAAACCAAGGGGUUUGACCACAUGACCACAAAGGGCCCUCCCAGCCCUGGCCUCAGAAUUUGUGAACAUGAGAGCUUUUGGUCUGGUGGUGGAGCCAGAGCUGCUGCCUGCAGAGGGGACUCCCUGGACCUCAGAGGGGGCAGGGCCCACAGAGCACCUAGCCCGGUGUUAGGCUGGUGCCUUGACGUCAGGCUGUGGCCGGAGCUGGCAUGCGCUGCUCUGCCCUAGGGCCUGAGUGUUAGAAAGAGGGACAGAACUUGUGUUUGCUGAGGCUUGGGUGGGGGUUUGGGAUGGGGCCUCAAUGCCUCACAGCCCCCGGGGAGUGUGAACACCCUGAGGUUUACCCAAGCAAAUAUAUUGACUAGCAGGGAAAGGGGAUCUCUCCUUAAUUUCUGUUCCCUUCCAUCUCUGUUCCAUACUUGCCUGAAAAGGGAGACAACAAAAUUUUAUUGUGCAAGUUGGAUCUCAACCCUUUUCAGUACAGCACCACUGGGGGUGUGCUGUGCAACCGUUUCCCACUUCACAAGCCUGGCACUGUACCUUCUGACUCUCAUGAGCAUUCAACUCAGCAGACCCCCUCCACAGGCCAGAGCCAAGUCAGCUGGGGGCAGACACACUCCCCUGACCAGUCCUGGGGUCCUAGCUGCAGGCACCCCUGGGCAUCCGCGUCCUACCAGAGCUUGCUGGGCAGUUUGCACCUCAUCUGGGCAGCUGUAGAGUUGGUGAAAUGCUAGAACAGCGCAUGGCAAGCACGUGCCCUCCAGUGUUUUCUUCCAAAACCUUUGGGGCUGACGCAAGACCCUUUAGCAUUUGGGGUGAGCACUCCUCUACAGACCUCUUCCCCCAUCCCUAGCACACGCACACAGAAGAUCUGUCAGGCUGGUUUCUUAAGCUUCCUCCACCUCAAUAUCACACCCUUUUGAGUUUAGCUAGUGUUAUUAAUCAAUUUCUCCAACUGUGGGAAAGUGUCAGAGCCCUAUCCAGGUAUUUUUUUUUUUUUUUGUCAAGUUUAGUUGAAGUCAGCCUAACCAUCCUUUGCUGACCACUUCUCUGCUCUGUGCUAAACACUGGAGACACAGGGAUGGGUCGGCCCCAGCCCCUGUCCUCAGGGGAAAGUUAUGGGGGAAGUCCUAGGGGCCACUGCCGUCAGGGCCCCAUGCCUGCUGCCGGUCCAUACAGUGCCUUGAUGUGAAUAGGAAAUGGCCCUUUUCAGGUGGGCUCAGACCCACACUGGAGUGGGCAGCUUUGCAAGGGGCACACAGGUUGGAUCUGGGCACAACUUGUCCCUUGGCCAGACGCCCUCCCACACAGCCAUGUGCUGCAGCCCUGAGGGACACACAGGCCCCGGUGUUUCCUUCUGCCUCUUCCUGGAGUGGAAGGCCUAGAUCAUCUUUCCAGGCUUCUAGUAGGCUCCAGACACCAUCCCCCCACCGCCACCCUAGCCCUACAAAGCAUGAUGAGUGCUUCCCUGCGGGGCUCCUCUCUAAUCUGGAGUCAGCUUGUCCAGGUGAGACUUUGGAGUGAAACUUGGGGUGGGGGAGCCUCCCUAGGUCCCAGGCAGCAGCCCACAGUGUUGGCUGUUUCUGUGCCAAGCAUUUGGGGCCUGUGCUGGCCAAGCAGCCCUGCACUGGGACUUUCAGUGUGGCCCGUGGGUGGCAUGGGCAGAGGGAAGAGCAUGCCCUGGGUGAAGACCUGCCACGCAGAGGGCCAGCUGGGCUUCUCAGCACUCCAGCGAGAGAGGAGUUCAGCUCCCAUGAACAUGAGGACUGAGUUGUUUGGCUAGACCCCACGGGCCACCUCAGCCUCACAGCCCAGCCAGGCUAGCGUGGGCUCACCCGGGUGUUGGUUCAGCUGGGAGAGAUCCUGACAAGCUGGUUCCCACAUGGUAGAGUGAAAGGAACACUGUUCUGAAAGUUCCCAUCUCUCAGUCCUAGCUGUCACCAACCAGCUGCUGGGUGACCUUGAGCAAGUUACUCAACCUCUUGGGCUCAGUUUCUCUAACUGUAAAAUUGGACAGUAAUCCCUCCCCUUCCUGACUCAAGGAAUUGCUGUGAGGCCCUGAUGAGAUGAAAGUCCAUGGCCUGUGUUCUGUGCGUUGCAAAUGGCUGCACAGGUGUGGCCCUCCAAGUGCAGGGGCAUGGCCCAAGGUCACGCUGAGCCCUCCUCCCACCAGUCUUCAUGUCACUUAGGUAGAUGUCAGCCAGAAUGAGAUGCAGCCAAUUUGGCUUUGGUGACCCAGCUGAGAGGGAGAUUUAGACACUAUUUAGGAACACCAUGCCCAAGAAUCAUGGUCCCAGGUACCAGGACACAGAGAGCAGGCAUGGAUAGUGUCAGUGACUGGGGGAGGAGAGUACCUUGUACCUGCCCAGACCUAGUGUCAUCCACAUCUCCCUUUGCUCAGACCCCACAGAGCCCUGCAGCCUUGGUUCUGACCCCAAGUUGAAGAGAACCACCAGCCCCCAGGCCUAGGAGCUGAACCAUUCCAUCACAGAAAUCCACGGAUGAGGGGAGAGGGAAACUGCCUGCUCCUUCCCCUCAAAGCAUAAGGCCACUUCCAGGACCAGCUGGAGCCACCAUAGCUACCUGCUGUUGGGAUGGCUUUGGGCCCAGGGAAAACCCAGGCCUCUUGGCCUGAGAGCUGAGCUCCAGCUCCUCCUUUUCCCAGUGGUUUCAGCAGCCCAGAGAGGCAGCUUCUCUCCUGCCAGUGGCCAGAGACCGGGCACUCUCCACCUAUCCAGGAGGGAGGGACUAGGCCCUAGUCUUAAACUUUUAUAGGGUCUCAUGGACAUAGGCCUAUGCGUGUUCUGAUAUUUUUCUUUUUAAACUCAAUAAGGACCAAAACAGACUCCUCCAACCCUCAUCCAUAUGGCCUCACUGUGGGGCAGGAGCCCACCUCUGCCACUUCCCCACAAGGGCAAAGAGUGGCUUCAAAGAGUGGCCCUGAUGAAGGGGGAAUAUGCUCCCCCAUCACUCUCUCCCAACUUGUCACUCCAAAAGGGAAGUCAAAGCACAGGUCCCUGGGACCCACGAUCUGUAGACACUCUGACACAGCGGUUUUCAAACCAGAGGCUGUAGAACCCCUGGUAUUCCACAGAGCUCAGUCAGGGGCUGCUAAGGUGGGAAGAUGGGGGUGGAGGCACAGCAUAGGUCUCCAGCCCUCCCCCCGUCCCACUUCCACCAGAACAACUCUGCUUUUAUCUGUCUUGCCUAUUAAGGUUUCACUUUCAAACUUUCUUUAGAAGAAAAACUUCAAACCACCAUUCUGAGGUUUGAUCUUAGACCAGCAAGCACAGGUUCUAUUCCUGCUUUUCACGCUGGAAUGGCUCCAGCAUUCUAAUGCAAAGGGUUUUUGUAUUGGAACUUGGGUCACAGACCCAGGCCCAAGAUUCUGCUUACAUGUACACAUACACGCACAUACACACGUACACAUUUGAUGGUUUUUCUAGCCAACCCACCCUGAAGCUCUGGCCUGGGUUUGAUCUGGGCAGGGGCCUGGUGCUCAGUGAGGAUGGGUCUAGAUCCUAAUAUUGGCCCACGCAGCACAGGGAACCAUGGAGCCAGGAAACAGGCCCACCCCCCACCCAGGGUGUGUGUCUGCUCCCCUACACGGUGCCCCACUUCCCUGGCCCGUGCCCAAGGGACAGAGUGAUGGGGGAAGAAGAUGAGUCUUUACACACAGCGGAUGGAUGGGGACCCAGGUUCACAUAAAAGACAGAUUCAGGGAGGAUAUGUGGCAAAAGCCCCUUUGUUGAGGGCAGGAUUCCCCUAGAGACCUCCUAAGCAACAAGUAAUAUAAUGGGACUUUAAUAUAGUGGGAUUUUAUCCUCACAUUUGUGGACAGCCAAGCAUGUGGACAACAGGAGGCUCUUGUGGCCCCCACCGCCUGAACUCUGUCCUCUGCCCGGGGCCUUUGCUGGGGAUCACUAGCAGGUGAGCACUUUGGGUGAGACCCAGACUGGCUCUUGGCACAAAAGUGCCCCCACCUAGGACAUUCUAGGUGAAAAUAUGAAGCUCAGGGCAUAGCCAGCCACAUGACACAGGGGAUCGAAUGCUACUGGUAUUGUACUUCCAGUCCAAGUGUGCCCUUGGGAGCCCACUGGCCUCAGUUUCCCCACGUGUAGAGUAGGGCUGUGCCAGGCUCUUCCCACCUCACAGGCACUAUUGCAAGGGGAGAGGUGGGCAUGUGAGGUAGUGGCAUACGAGAGGCGGAUGAGGUCCUGGCCUGCACUGCAAACCAGCAGAGGACUCGGGAACAAGUGUAGGAUGUGCCAUCUUCACCUUCCUGGGCAUUCCUGCCCAGUGUGAGGGUCUAGCCACACGCUGUGGGGCCGGCCUCUUCCUGGGCACGAGAAGUGAGGGGUGACUGGGAUGGGUCUCCAGGUCUGUGGCCCUUUUGUUAAGUGAUUAUUUUGUGACAUUCUCAUUCCUGGACCACCUGCCAGGUUUAUCUGUUGUACCUGUGGCAUUCCUUAUUAUGUCAGAUAAGUUAUUAUAGUUUACUCAACUCUAACAGGACAAAUGAACAAAAAAACAUAAAUAGGAGAUUAUUAAAGGUUGUUUGUGCCAGAAGG